Molecule: messenger RNA, 1543 nt
Organism: Suillus subalutaceus
Lineage: Eukaryota; Fungi; Basidiomycota; Agaricomycetes; Boletales; Suillaceae
Product: TauD-domain-containing protein
Exons: 7
Coding region: 307-1380 (357 amino acids)
Cellular component (GO): cytoplasm
Molecular function (GO): 2-oxoglutarate-dependent dioxygenase activity
Source: RefSeq, a predicted model, not a curated record
UUUAGCGUCAUGUUCUCACCCCAAGUAUUGGGUAGACCAAAAAAUAUUAUAGUGCGUUUCCUGGCUUUGGCCUGGGCUUAGAGUCGUGACUACCUGCCCGAUGACCUGGUCACGUAUCUGCAAAUGCAAAAAGGUCUUCCUUAGUUCCUUACACUAAAAAUAUAAGACGUCACGCGCCGUUAAUUGCAACUUUCUUGCUCAGGAUUGCGAAUACGAGACCGGUGCUACAAAAUCAAAUUCCAGUCUCCUACGUGGUUCUCACCUCAUUGUCACUUGUCACCGAGCCUAAAGUGCAUUGCCGCAAGUAUGUCCGCUGUCGAAACGGUUACUGAAAUCUCGCAGACCUCGGCACUUAACCUCCGCGGAGGGGACCAAGAGCAGAAGACAGAACCAUACUCCUAUGCUAAUUUACUUCCCCAUUUCUCACCUGAGCAAUACCCACCGCUCACACCCUUCAAACAUGAAGAUCCAGGCUUCCGCGCACUCAAGCACACAGAUCCCCGUGCAUUCCUUAAGAAUGCGACCAACGUGGUGGAACUGACGCCUAAUCUGGGUACAGAGGUCUAUGGUGGAAGGGACCAACUUGCGCUCGAAGUUGCAAGAAGGGGACUUAUGGUUUUCAGGGGCCAGCACGAGUUUAUAGAUAGAGGGCCUGAUUCGUACCUAGAGUGGGGACGACACUUUGGAAGGCUGCACAUUCAUCCUACGUCCGGACAUCCCAAGGAUUAUCCGCAAAUUCACCUUGUCUACAAGGAUGCAAAGUCGUCCUACAACUUUGAAAGGGAGGACAGCAUCACGUCGACUGUCUGGCAUUCCGAUGUCUCGUACGAGCUGCAGCCCCCCGGGCUCACAACGUUCUUCCUCCUAUCGCAGCCGACGACAGGUGGAGACACAUUGUUCACGUCCCAGAUAUCGACUCUUAAGAAGCUCUCGCCGUCGUUUGUGGCCUUCCUGCGCACGCUCAGCGCAGUGCACUCAGGUGUCGAGCAGGCUCAAUUCUCGCGCUCCGGUAAGCGUGGCGGCAUCGUCAGACGUGAGCCAGUGGAGCAUGUACACCCACUCGUGCGGCGUCACCCGGUCACUGGAGAGGAAGCAUUGUAUGUUAACCGCCAGUUCACGACGCGUAUUGUUGGCCUGAAGCGUGAGGAAUCUGAGACUAUCUUGAAGUUCCUUUACGACCAUGUCGAUAAGAGCGCAGACCUCCAAGCCCGAGUGAAAUGGCAGCCUGGGACCGUCGUGCUCUGGGACAACCGUGUUACUGCGCAUUCUGCUAUCGUUGACUAUGGAAAGUCGAAUGAACGCCGUCACGGUGCACGUAUCACCCCGCAGGCAGAGAGACCGAUUCCUGCUCUGGAAGGCCUUGAAAUACCGAGUCUUUAAUGGAUCGUGACAUGACAUUGAAUGAGAACUAGCGGGCUUGAGUGCAACCUGUGUUAAUUGUAUGCAUGAGAUCUAUAUUGCAAUAUGAAACCAUAGUAUGGUGCGACUUCAUGGUAGUAACUUGAAACCUUUCAGUGGCAGUAGCCGAGGAUGACGUUUAGAC